AUGGUAACCAAUGGAGCAAGUAGGAUUAAUUUUAUUACAGUUAUCUUGACAGGAUCCUCAACACAUUCUUGGCAGCCUAUCAUGACUGCCAUAACCAACACGUUGAGUUACUGGUUGAAUUGGAGGUUCCUAGUUUGUUCAUUAUUCCUCUUAGCCUAUUUGGCUCUAGCAACAACUUUAAUUUGCAAAUUCGAAGGUCGAAGAAGAUCGAGAAAUCAGGAUAGAGAAAAUCAGGAGGUAGCUCCAGGGGUGAUAUAUGAGGAGGAAGCUUGGAGUACAUGUUUCAAAUGCAUUCACCCUGCUUGGCUGCUUGCUUUUAGAAUGUUUGCUUUCAUCACACUUCUAACAUUGCUUGUCAUUAAUGUCAUUGUCGAUGGAAUUGGCAUAUUUAUCUUUUAUACUCAGUGGACAUUUACUUUGGUCACAAUAUACUUUCUGUUUGGAUCUGCAAUCUCCAUAUACGGAUGUAAAAAAAUCUGGGCACAAGCUCGUGGUGAUAGCCCUGAUCAUGUAAGUUCAGAUAUCGAGCAAGGCACUGAAAUAACUCCCCCUCCUGGAGAAACUACAGUUGAGUCCAACGAGUCCCAACAUUUUGAUGACCGCAAAAUAGCUGGUCCAUGGAUUUAUACCUUUCAAAUUAUCUAUCAGGCUUCUGCGGUUGCAGCGGUGCUCACUGAUUUAGUAUUUUGGAUCAUUCUUUUUCCAUUUAUAACUUCCAGAUACGGUCUUGAAUUGAUGCUUGUUAUAUGUAUGCACUCGGUCAAUGUCGUUUUCCUACUUGGUGACACAAUUUUGAAUUGCUUGCGGUUACCAUUUUUUCGAAUCGCAUAUUUUUUCUUAUGGACCUGCAUUUAUGUUUUAUUCCAAUGGGUCCUCCACGCUUAUUCUAACAUUCCGUGGCCAUAUCCAUUCCUUGACUUGACACCGGCUUAUGCUCCAUUAUGGUACUUAGGAGUCGGAAUGAUGCACUUACCAGCCUAUGGCAUCUAUGCUUUAGCAGUAAGACUCAAGGAAGUUAUUUACUCAAGGUUGUUCCCUGAGUCGUAUAGGAAAUUUACGUAA
Molecule: messenger RNA, 1062 nt
Organism: Gossypium raimondii (Peruvian cotton)
Lineage: Eukaryota; Viridiplantae; Streptophyta; Magnoliopsida; Malvales; Malvaceae
Exons: 7
Coding region: 1-1062 (353 amino acids)
Cellular component (GO): membrane
Source: RefSeq, a predicted model, not a curated record